AUGAGGAUAUUAGUAGAGUUUACGAUCAUUGAUCUAUCCAAGAAUGGAUUUGAUGGAAGUAUUCCAGGUUCAGUUGGGAAUCUCCAAUCUUUGAAAUACUUGAAUCUUUCACAUAACAAGCUCAUUGGAUCAAUCCCUACGUCGUUUGGGAAUUUAAAGCCGCUUGAAGCUUUAGAUCUUUCCUCGAACCAAUUGGUGGGAAAAAUUCCGACAAAGUUAGUUAGAUUGACAUCUCUUGCAAAGUUAAACCUUUCAUGGAAUCAUCUUACCGGGGCUUUACCUUGGAGUUUUCAGUUUCAAACAUUCGACAGCACAUCGAAUCUAGGCAAUCAUGAAUUGUGUGGAGAUCUUUUUGAAGAAAGGAAAUGUGAUAAUGGUGGCAAGAUGCAGCCUUUGUAUGACACAGAUUAA
Andrographis paniculata is the source of this 411-nucleotide messenger RNA. RefSeq names its product receptor-like protein 9DC3. Gene Ontology annotation, molecular function: protein binding. Bases 1 to 411 code for a protein of 136 amino acids. The record is from RefSeq and is a predicted model, not a curated record. The transcript has a single exon. Lineage: Eukaryota; Viridiplantae; Streptophyta; Magnoliopsida; Lamiales; Acanthaceae.